Anopheles bellator is the source of this 725-nucleotide messenger RNA. Its product is annotated as MICOS complex subunit MIC19-like. Bases 57 to 662 code for a protein of 201 amino acids. Gene Ontology annotation, cellular component: MICOS complex. Gene Ontology annotation, biological process: inner mitochondrial membrane organization. Lineage: Eukaryota; Metazoa; Arthropoda; Insecta; Diptera; Culicidae. The transcript has a single exon. The record is from RefSeq and is a predicted model, not a curated record.
AAAAUCAUAACAAAUCCGCCGAUCGAAGUAGUAUUUUCAACAGUGAUUCUGCCGUAAUGGGAGCUGCGCCCAGCAAUACCCGAACGGUUGUGAUACCAAAUACCAAUGUGGUCGAUAUCUCGAACGACGUAGUGAAGCGGAUGGCAAACGGGGCACCGGCGAAAGCGAAAGAAGACCAACAACAGCAGCAGCAGCAGCAGCCUGAUAAAAGUGCAACCAGCGACAGUCUCUCCACCGGAACAGGUCCCAGUUCGUACCCUAAUCCGGUCACUCCGAAAACCGUGUUCCACGGUGAGAUGCCGCUUACGUCGAUGCAGAUCCGCCAGGAGACGGAACGAGAUUUGCGCGAGAAUGACGCCCUUUGGGCCCACCGUUUGAAGGGGUUGGAAACGAGUCUGACGCAAACGGAACACGUGCUGGAAAAAGAGUAUAACGAGGCGGUCGCCGAUGUGAAGAAGCACUUUGCGACAUCUGCGAUCCGGCAGCCUCUUCCUCCUUGCCAGGACAUGAAGGCGAAAGUGAUCGAAUGCUACCGCACGAAUGGGCACGAAACGUUGCGGUGCGCCAGCGUAGUGCAACGGUUUGCUGACUGUGUUAAUCUGCACCGCAUACAACUACUUCAGCAGCGGGUAGCCACGGAAGAGGCCAUCAAAAAGCAGUAAUCAUGGGUUACUUACGGGUUCGCGUGUGUUCGGGUCAGGACACCAUUCCUUACAAAAUAAAGA